UCUCUAGGACAUCACAUUCUGUCUCUUUCAGCAUGUACUCUCUCCAUCUCCUGCUCAGGGCCAGCCCUGCUGCCCUGCUUCUGAUUCUUUGCCUGCAGCUGGGGACCACCAAAGCUCAGGAAGACACAACCAGUCGACAGUUGAUGACAAUGGACCUGCAGAUGCUGCAAAUAGCAGAGGCGAGUGAAGAGGCCACAGUGGUGCUUAAAGUUUCAACAGAACUGAGGGAAUGCAUGGUGAUUAAAUCUUAUCUUCUAAGCAACACUCCGAUGGAAGGCAAUUUUAAUUAUAAAUACACCUCCUGCCUCUGUGACAGUCACUCAAGGAGCUUCUUCUGGGACUUGCAAACCAACAGUACUAUAAGGAUAACAGCAGUGGUUGACGUUAUUCGUGAACUAGGUAUCUGCCCAAAUGACUGGGCAGUGAUACCUAUUAAAGCAAAUCACUUUUCUAUCACCAAGAGCCUACCAUAGUCUGAUCUAAACGGAAGCCGUUGUCUCUGCAUACCCCAACCCCGCCAGCAGAUGAUUUCCUCCAAGGAAAGCUGGUUGGGGUCAACUAGCUAACUUUAGUCUCUAAAAUAAACUUCUCACAAGCUUCUCUGA
This is a messenger RNA of Cervus elaphus (red deer), 605 nucleotides long. It is a transcript of the gene PIP, whose product is annotated as prolactin induced protein. NCBI's taxonomy places the organism in Eukaryota, Metazoa, Chordata, Mammalia, Artiodactyla, Cervidae. Gene Ontology annotation, biological process: regulation of immune system process; proteolysis. Gene Ontology annotation, cellular component: extracellular region. The transcript is spliced from 4 exons. Gene Ontology annotation, molecular function: aspartic-type endopeptidase activity. The coding region runs from base 33 to 473 and encodes 146 amino acids. The record is from RefSeq and is a predicted model, not a curated record.